AUGAAUCCGUGGAUAGCAUUGUUAAUACUCAACUUCUGGGGUCUACUAUGCGUGGUAAACGCUAAACCAAGCUACACAAAGAGUUAUGACCCUCGUAUCGUAACCGAUCACGAAUAUGAAGCAAAUAUAUUUCCAAUAGAUUUAAGAUCCCUAAGGGAUUACAGUCUUUCAGAUUAUUUACUCAUCAAUAGGAAUACCGGUAACCUUCUAUGGACCCUUCCAUUUGAUGAACCCUUGAUCAAAAUUGAAACUAAUGGUUCUCAUUCUAAUGCCGACACCAAUAUUCUAUGGUUCGUAGAGCCAUAUAAUGACGGGUCACUCUAUUAUUUUACUCCUGAAUAUGGACUCAACAAAUUACCGGCAAGCAUCAAAGAGUUGGUACUCCAAAGUCCGUUCUUCUUAUCGGGUGAUGAUAAGAUUUAUACGGGUACCCGAAAAACAUCUCUUUAUACCAUCAAUGUCCACACGGGCGAAUUAAUGGGUCAAUAUGGAGACAGUGAAGAUAGCGGACCAAAGCCAACCACCGCCUACGAAUAUGGUCAAGACGACGUCGAUUGCAUUAUGAUAGGAAAAACCGUCUAUGAGCUCACUAUCCAUUCUCAGUCUAAUUCAAAUGUAGUAUGGUAUGUCACAUACACACAAUGGGGGCCAAAUAAUAUCGACAAUGACUUGAUCCUACAGAACCAGAAAUCAAUGGACAAGUUAUAUUUCACUCCAUUCCAUGAUAGGUCACUUUUGGCCAUAAACCAGGAUUUAGGAACCCCAAUAUGGAUAAGCAAACUUCCGCUGUUGACCGUCAAUGUCUUUGAUAUAUUCAACAAUCCCAAGUCCAAGAACGAUUUCGUCACUCUUCCUCAUCCAUUGAAAGUGUUGAACAAUUUGCAGGUGAACCAUGAUGAUACUAUCAACGACGAUUUGUGCUUCAUCAACAGGACUGCAAACUCCAAACAGUGGUUUGCCAUGAGCUUUGAAAACUACCCAACCUUGAUAAAGUCUGCACCCAUUGCACACUAUCAAAUGUCCUUGUUCAAAGCGGACAAUGACAUUCGUGACUUGCAAGAUUUAUACCAUUUGAGGUAUCUUGAUCCAGUUUCUAAGUUCAAGGAUAUUUUGGUUGAUUAUGGUAUUGAUGAUGGGACCACUAUCUACGGUUUACCUGAGACUGACACGCAAGGAUUGGUAGUUCACAGGACUACUACAAAUCUUCCAUUUGCCAACAUCAUAGAGGGAAUUAGGUUUCAUACUGCCUCGAAAGUGGAUGGUAAGCUGUUUCCAACUUCUCAUAAAGAACAGAACAUGUUUGCCAUAGAUCAGCCUGAACAGUUGGAGUAUUUGCCUGGUCCAAAUUCUGAAGAGUACCAUCCAUAUAAGGUUCAACACACACGACCUUCACUUUUCAGGAGAAUAAUUGAAGACAUAGCUGUACUCCUUUCACUACUUGCAGUAUUCGUUUUGGGUGUCAGGAUAAUGCGUAGAGUAUUCAGCAAUUGGAAAAUUGAAUUUGUUGUCAAUAUUGAUAAUAUCAAUGGAUUGGCUGGGAAUGCAACCGAAGAAGGAGAAUUGGAUCCAAAACUCCCACCUUCGGGAGAAAAAGUCACUGACAAUCUUAACGAGGGCAAAAAGGAUGGCAUCGUUCUGAAGGAGAACGGAGUUACUGAUUCGGGUUCUGCAGAUUCUUCUGAAAUGCAGAGGUUGACUCUAGUUGAUCCAAUAAAAGCUGAGGAUAUUGAAGAAUUAGCAAAGAAGAGACAACGGAAGAGAGGAAGUCGUGGUGGAAAGAGAGGGAACAAGUCGAAGAAACCCGAGGACAAUGAUGAGCUUGACGAACUUGUGUUUUCUGAAACUGAAGAACUUCAAAUUGAAAAUGAUUUAAUCAUUUCAGACAAAAUUCUUGGUUACGGGUCUCAUGGUACGGUGGUGUUUCAAGGUACGUUUGAGAAUAGACCAGUGGCUGUAAAGAGAAUGCUAUUGGAUUUCUAUGAUGUUGCCAACCACGAAGUUUCUUUGCUACAGCAAAGUGAUGACCAUCCCAAUGUUAUCAGAUACUUUUGUUCUCAGAGUUCUGUCAGUGAAAAGUUUCUUUAUAUUGCCUUAGAGCUCUGUCGAGGAUCAUUAGAUGACUUAAUCGAAAGACCCAAAAUAAGUGCAAACUUUACUCAUUUGAAAAACUUGACUUUGAACUACUCUGAUUUGUUGUAUCAAUUAACCAAUGGCUUAAACUACUUGCACAACUUGAAAAUUGUUCACAGAGAUCUCAAACCCCAAAAUAUUUUGAUAGGGGAGGUCAAAAACAAGAAUAAUGGUAAGGAGCAAGACAACUCAGAUUCCAAUUUCAGACUAUUGAUUUCAGACUUCGGGUUGUGUAAGAGACUUGACAACGACCAGAGCUCGUUUAGGGCCACUACUCAAAAUGCUGCUUCAGGUACGUCUGGCUGGAGAGCUCCAGAGUUACUCUUGAAUCAUGAUUUAUUGGAAAUAUCACCUGAUACUAUUUCUUCUAUUGGGUCAAACAGCCCUUCCAACAACAACAAUAGUAACUCCACAGGAGGUAUUAAACGAUUAACGAAAGCAAUCGACAUUUUUUCGUUGGGUUGUAUUUUUUUCUAUAUCAUGACGAAAGGAAACCAUCCUUUUGGUGACCGGUAUAUGAGGGAUGGUAACAUCGUUAAAGGGAUUUAUAGUCUCUCAUUGUUGGAUGACUGUAAGGACAGGUACGAACUGAAACAUUUGAUAGCUUCCAUGAUUGACCAAAACCCUGACAAAAGACCCAAUACGCGUGAUAUUAUGAAGCACCCAUUCUUCUGGUCUAAGGGUAAGAAGUUAGAAUUUCUCUUGAAAGUCAGCGACAGAUUUGAGAUAGAGAAAAGAGACCCGCCUAGUCCAUUAUUACUCGAAUUGGAGAAAGCCUCUCGUAGGAUUACUGGCGGUAAUUGGCAUGUUAAGUUCAAUGACGAAUUUAUGAGCAACCUUGGAAAGUAUAGGAAGUACCAACCCGAGAAGCUAAUGGAUCUUUUAAGAGCCCUUAGAAACAAAUAUCAUCAUUUCAACGAUAUGCCCUUGACUUUGCAGAAGAAGAUGAGUCCUUUACCAAAUGGAUUCUAUGAUUAUUUCAAUUCUAGAUUCCCGAACUUGGUAAUGGAGGUUUACUUCGUUGUGGAAAGAAACUUGAAGAAAGAACAUAUUUUUGAAGAAUACUACUAAGUAUAUACUACCCCCUUUAUUAAUGAUGCACAUGAAUAUAUAACGUAUAAACUUUUUCCUAUUCACUCAGUCAGUAAACUUUUUAUGAGUGUUCUUGAAGCUAUUAGAGCUUAUAGCAGGGCCACUCAUGCUUUGUGUUAUCGUGUUCCCUGUGACUGAUUUAUUCCCCAAUGUUUGCUGCAAAUAUUCUUUGGUCUCAUCUAAGUUUUUCUGUUGGCUGGUGUUUUGCAGACUUACUAAGUCUUUGUAUCUCUUCAUGUACAGUUUAACACGGUCUAACUCCUUCAUUACAGGAUGGCCAGCGGUAUCAACUCCCUUGGACCGUAAAUAAGCAACAACUAUUGAUAUCAAAACGUAUGAAUAGCUGUUGUAAAUCUCAAUUUUUUCAAUGGGGGAAUCAACAUUAGACACCACUUCAUCAAGAGACUUGGUUAUUAUGGGUUGUAAUUUCGUAUGCAAGUCAUCUAUGGAACCAUCUAACAGGUCUAAGAAUUUCUGGAUUUUUAUUACUUGAUCAUCCAUGUUGCUUUGAUAUUAGAAUGUGUUUUAAGACAAGUGUAAAGAUAAAAUGUGGAAAAGAAAAAUUGCAAUAUGCUAUUAAAUGUUUUGUGAGAUGCGAUGCUCAUCUUGCAUCACCAAUUUUUUUUGAGCGAAGAC
Molecule: messenger RNA, 3858 nt
Organism: Yamadazyma tenuis ATCC 10573
Lineage: Eukaryota; Fungi; Ascomycota; Pichiomycetes; Serinales; Debaryomycetaceae
Source: RefSeq, a predicted model, not a curated record